Molecule: messenger RNA, 562 nt
Organism: Aspergillus japonicus CBS 114.51
Lineage: Eukaryota; Fungi; Ascomycota; Eurotiomycetes; Eurotiales; Aspergillaceae
Product: RBP protein
Exons: 2
Coding region: 125-523 (132 amino acids)
Source: RefSeq, a predicted model, not a curated record
CGACAUAUAUCUUGGUGACAUCUCCCAACAAUAACUCAGGAUCCACCGAUUUGCUAUUUCCUAGUCUACACUGCUUGAACUUUCUACGCUGGAAAGUCCCCACCCUGACACCAACCCAAGCAAAAUGCAUGCCCUCCCUGUCCAUGAAGUUCCCAUCGAGUCUCCAUCCCCAUCCGAAAUCUUCCAGCUACCCACCGGCGAAACCGGCUACCACUGGAUCCUCUCCGAUGCAGAGCGAAACCAUAUCGCCGAGAUGCUCGAAGUGGAGGACAAAUCCCUUCUGACCCUCCGCGGUAACCGGAUGAUGCGGGAGCGCGCAACCUGCUCCGGCUGCGGCAAGCACUCCGGGCUCGACGACCUCGUCCACAACGCUCUGUAUGCCGGCAUCCACGGCAAGGCGUUCAUGUUGGACGUGCUGGUGCACGGGCCCAAGGCCGAUAGUCCUGGGCAUGAGAUCACUUGCUCCGGCUGUGGAUUUGUUCAUGAUGGCUUGUUCAUGUGGAUUCCAGCUCUACCCUGGUGAUGUUGAGUGGACAAUCUUGGCUCUGUUCUUAGGAGAUUG